Alternaria postmessia is the source of this 951-nucleotide messenger RNA. RefSeq lists its product as uncharacterized. The transcript has a single exon. The record is from RefSeq and is a predicted model, not a curated record. The coding region runs from base 1 to 951 and encodes 316 amino acids. Lineage: Eukaryota; Fungi; Ascomycota; Dothideomycetes; Pleosporales; Pleosporaceae.
AUGGAGUCCGAUGUACCGAAAAGAGAGCCUUUGAAGAUUCGACAGGAAAUCAAGUACAUGCCACCAGCCCCAGACUUUCAUCCGGCGCUCCUCCAGCCGGAUCUAAACUUUGGGAACAAAUUGCCCAAACACUGUAGCCGCCAAAAGUUGAUCCGUUCACGCAAAUUGUACCCCAAUUACAGCGAAAAACACAGCAAACUCGGAAGGUUCAAGGACAAACUUGUCGACAAUGAAAUGCUCUUCAGUCUUCAAAGCUUUGCGGAGAUACCCUACGCCCAAUUCAAUCUAUUCGCCACUCCUGCUAGCGUUCUGGUCACUGGUUCUAUGGUUCCAGUCAUUGUAACAGUGCAGCAUCUGAAACGUUCAGAAUCGCUUCCCUACCCUCCCGAUCUAUUUCUCAAGCGCUUAAAAGUUCAGCUGAACGCGAUGACAAACAUAUUCGUGCCUGGUGAACAGUUCGGGCGACACGCCACCAGGGCGGUCAAUACCUCAGACAAGAAGAGCAUCGUCCUCUGCGACGAGAAAUUCGAGAAAGAACAUGAACUUCCGCUAUACGAUGGACUCAAUCUUCUGGACGUAGCAAAUAUCGAGAUCCCAAAAGAAAGUACCCCAAGCUUCACGAGCUAUGGCAUAAACUUAGAAUACGAGCUGCAGAUUGAAAUUUCAGGAAGAUGUGCGGAUCGUGAGUGGACAGGCAUCGCUUGCACCCAGCCUGUACAAGUCGUCACAAGCUGGAAGAAGACGCCUAAUCAAGCCAUCGGCCCUUUUGAAGCAGGUCCUGAGCCAGAGUACCAGGAGCUAGAUCCCAUGGCGCAACGUUACGAGGUAGAUACAACCCGGUUACCAACGGAAUUAGGGGUAGAUGCUCCAGCAUACGAGCUUGACUCAAGACACAUGGCGCCACGUAUGGCAGACACCGUACCACCACCUGAAUACACUCUAUCGCACUGA